Molecule: messenger RNA, 1985 nt
Organism: Oncorhynchus kisutch (coho salmon)
Lineage: Eukaryota; Metazoa; Chordata; Actinopteri; Salmoniformes; Salmonidae
Product: serine/threonine-protein kinase PLK1
Exons: 9
Biological process (GO): protein phosphorylation; mitotic spindle organization
Cellular component (GO): kinetochore; centrosome; spindle pole
Molecular function (GO): ATP binding; protein binding; protein serine/threonine kinase activity
Source: RefSeq, a predicted model, not a curated record
GGAGCAGCAUUUAAACUUACAGCUAGCUAGUUGACGCUGUUGUUCAAACGAAGAGCGAAGUACACAGCGGCGGUGGGAAAAACUCAUUUAUUACCUUUUGUUUUGUUUUUGCAACACUAUUCAAGUAUAUUUAGUUAAAUCGAUUGAUUAUUGGGUAUCGUACGCUACAUUUGAGCUAAUUUGGGGCACCUGAAUUGGUUAGUUUUGAUUUGAAUUCAAGUGGUUUUGCUCGGAAGGGUGGAUGGUUGGCUAGCUAGCCUGUCUCAAAGUGAGAUAUAUAUAUAUAUAUUCGAUUUAUUUUAUUUUUAAAUUAUAUAUAUUUUUUUCUUAGAUAUUUGUCAACUUAUCUUUUUUUCUGUAUUUUUGUGUUUUCGUAAACCUCGAGCACUUUUUUAUAAUUUUUUAAUAAUAAUAUAUAUUAUAUAUAAAAUAUGAGUGCGCCGGUAGCCAAGGCGGUGAAUCCGUCGACAAACGUAGACCCCAAAUCGGCACCUCUCAAAGACAUCCCAGAUAUUCUCGUAGAUCCCCGCACACUGAAGAAAUACAGCCGGGGACGAUUCCUCGGGAAAGGAGGCUUUGCCAAAUGCUACGAAAUCACAGAUAUGGAAACCAAAGAGGUUUUCGCCGGUAAAGUCGUCCCCAAAUCCAUGAUAGUCAAACCUCACCAGAGGGAGAAGAUGAGCUCUGAAAUCUCCAUUCAUAAGAGUCUCGACAAUCCGCACAUUGUGGGAUUUCACGGCUUUUUCGAGGACGACGACUUCGUGUUUGUUGUGUUGGAAAUUUGCAGGCGACGGUCUCUGUUGGAGCUGCAUAAGCGUCGUAAGGCUGUAACGGAGCCGGAGGCUCGGUAUUAUAUGAUGCAGCUGGUUAAAGGCUGUCAGUACCUACACAACAACAGAGUGAUACACAGAGACCUGAAACUAGGAAACAUCUUCCUCAGCGAUGACAUGGAUGUCAAGAUAGGUGACUUUGGCCUUGCCACUAAGAUAGAGUUUGAUGGGGAACGUAAGAAGACGCUGUGUGGAACACCGAACUACAUCGCCCCGGAGGUUCUCUGUAAGAAAGGACACAGCUUCGAGGUCGACGUCUGGUCUCUGGGCUGUAUCCUGUACACUCUGCUGGUUGGCAAACCUCCAUUUGAGACGUCUUGUCUGAAGGAGACCUACAACCGCAUCAAAAAGAACAACUACACCAUCCCCUGGCAAAUCAACCCUGUGGCGGCGUCUCUGAUCAAGCGGAUGUUGCAUGCCGACCCGUCCCAGCGGCCCACCGUCUCCCAGCUGCUGACCGAUGAGUUCUUCACCGAGGGGUACAUCCCCCUGCGCCUCCCCACCACCUGUCUCACCGUGCCCCCGCGCUUCUCCAUCGCUCCCUCCUCUCUGGAGCCCAGCCAGAGACGCCCGCUCACCGCUCUCAACAACAAGGCAGGGACAGAGAAGGUGGAACAGAAAGAUGAGCCACUGCUCAGAGAGAUUCCCGAGGCCACAGACUGCCACCUGAGUGACCUGCUGCAGCAACUCGACACCUGCAACGCUGCCAAGCCCUCGGAGAGAGGACUCAUACGCAUGGAGGAGGCAGAGGACCCAGCCUGUGUCCCCAUCUUCUGGAUCAGCAAGUGGGUCGACUACAGCGACAAAUACGGACUGGGCUAUCAGCUGUGUGACAACAGUGUGGGGGUGUUGUUUAACGACUGUACCAGGAUGAUCAUGUACGCUGACGGAGACAGUCUUCAGUACAUCGACAAGAUGGCUGCUGAGAGCUACCCUCAGUGUCCGCUCCUACCCCGCUACGCUAUCAAGAAGAUCACGUUGUUGAAGUACUUCCGUAACUACAUGUCGGAGCACCUUCUGAAGGCGGGCGCCAACAUCACGCCUCGUGACGGAGACGAGCUGGCCCGUCUGCCGUACCUCAGCCACUGGUUCAGAACCAAGUCGGCCAUAGUCCUCCACCUCACCAACGGCACCGUGCAGAUCAACUUCUUCCAG